UGUGUUACGAGUGGUCGAGCGAGGGGGUGCGAGAGAGAGUGUGAUGGAGAGAGAGAGACUGGGCGAGCGCGCGCUGAUGAGCUGGAGUAUGGACGGCCAGCGAGACGAUGCGCGACUUUAGCCAGAGAAGACAUUGAAAGUACAAGAAGCUCCCAUCACGAGAAGAGCAUGUGAGCCUGAGAUCAUCACCGGCGACUCAGAAGACUGACACACGGGGUUAAAAAAAAAGACAGAAGAAGAAGGAGGAGGAGGAGGAAGAGGAGGACGAUCGGCGGAAGACCGAAGACAUUCUGUGGUUGUUUUCCUAGGUUUUGCCCUCUCGCACUCUUAAUCAUGAUCCCUCGGCUCCUCGUGCUCCUGUGGAUCUUCGGACACGGUGGGAAAUCCAUGUUUUCCCAGCAGCCACAGGACUUGGUCGUGGUGGCUGGCCAACCUGUGACAUUACCAUGUUCCAUCCCUGGUUACCAUGGUGUUGUCCUGUGGAUCAAAGAUGGCCUGGCGCUCGGGGUAGGGAGGGACCUCUCAGGCUAUCCCCGUUACACAGUGAUUGGCGACCAUGGCUCCGGGGAACAUCAUUUGCGAAUCCAGCGUGUGGAGCUGAUGGAUGAUGCCGUGUUUGAGUGUCAGGCUGUCCAAGCUGCCAUGAGAUCCCGUCCUGCCCGCCUCACUGUGCUCGUCCCACCCGAAGACCCCAUCAUCAGCGGAGGGCCAGUGGUGAGCCUGAGAGCCGGCGACCCGCUCAAUCUGACCUGCCAUGCUGAUAACGCCAAGCCAGCAGCCUCCAUCAUCUGGAUCCGCAACGGAGAGGUCCUCAAUGGGGCCAUGCACUCCAAGACGUUGCUCCGCGAUGGGAGGAGAGAGACCACGGUGAGCACGCUCUAUCUGUCGGCCUCCAACAUCGAGACUGGCCAACAGAUCAUUUGUAAGGCCUCAAACAAGGCAGUCCCCAAUGGCAAGGAGACCGGUGUCACAAUUGACGUCCAGCAUUUUCCUCUUGUCAAUCUCUCAGUGGAGCCUCAGCCAGUUCUUGAGGGAAACCUUGUGCGAUUUCACUGCUCUGCAAAGGCCAAUCCACCGGUCACACUUUACAGGUGGGCCAAAGGAGGAAGUAUAAUCAAGGAGGUCUCCGGCGAUACAUACGAGGUGAUCGUGGACCACUCCUUCUUCACAGAGCCGGUUUCCUGUGCAGUCACAAACCAACUCGGCAGCACCAACGUUAGCCGUCAUGUCGACGUCUACUUCGGACCUCGCAUGGCAGCAGAGCCUCAGUCCUUGCAGGUUGACCUUGGCUCGGAUGCCGUCUUCAACUGUGCCUGGACGGGAAAUCCCUCUCUUACCAUAGUGUGGAUGAAGAGAGGUUCUGGAGUGGUCCUGAGCAAUGAGAACCUUCUAACACUGAAAUCGGUGCGCCAGGAAGAUGCUGGGAAGUACGUUUGCCGUGCUGUUGUCCCAAGAGUUGGCGCAGGGGAGAAGGAAGUUGCUCUCACUGUCAAUGGGCCACCCACCAUUUCCAGCACUCAGACACAACAAGCCUUGCACGGGGAGAAAGGACAAAUCAAAUGUUUUAUUCGAAGUACUCCACCUCCAGACCGCAUUGCUUGGUCCUGGAAAGAGACGGUGUUGGAAUCUGGGACGUCUGGUCGCUACACCGUCGAGACGGUCACCACAGAGGAAGGAGUCAUCUCCACACUGACCAUGAGUAACAUUGUGCCCGCCGACUUCCAGACCAUUUACAACUGCACUGCGUGGAACAGCUUCGGCUCAGACACUGAGAUCAUACGCCUGAAGGAACAAGGUGGGAGCCAAGAAUCCCUCCCCGUGGCGGUGAUCAUCGGCAUCGCCGUGGGAGCUUUUGUGGCCCUCAUCGUCGUCAUGGGCACCAUCGGAGCAUUCUGUUGUGCCCGCUCCCAGAGAAAGGAAGCGCACCUGGUUAUGCCCUCACUGCCCGUCUCCAUCUGUGCUCACCAGAGAGAACUUGCAAGCAAAAUUAAAACAGAAAAUCUGAAAGGAGUCGUGUCUGCGAAAAACGACAUCCGGGUGGAGAUUGUACACAAGGACCACAACGCCGCGAGAGAAAACGAAGAGCACGCCUCCAUGAAACAACUGAUGGUGAGUGUGGAACGUGGCGAGUUCCAGCAGGAGUCUGCUCUGAAGCAGCUGGAGGUUCUGCAAGAGGAAGAGAAAGAGUAUCAGCACAUUAAGGACCCCACGAAUGGCUACUACAGCGUCAAUACCUUCAAGGAGCACCCGACACCAACCGUGGUGGGGAACCAGUCCGCCGAUGGGAGGAAUCCGACAAACACAAGCACCCUGGGCAAGCAGCGGGUCCCAACGGGCAUGUCCUUCACCAACAUCUACUCCACGCUGGGAGCGGGCCCCAAUCGUCUGUAUGACUACAGCCAACGCUUUGUGUUGGGCAUGGGCAGCAGCUCCAUUGAGCUGUGCGAGCGGGAGUUCCAACGUGGCUCGUUAAGCGAUUCCAGUUCGUUCAUCGACACGCAGUGCGACAGCAGCGUCAGCAGCUACAGCAAGCCGGACGGCUACGUGCAGUUUGACAAAGACAGCAAGGCGUCGGCUUCCUCGUCGUCCCACUACUCCCAGUCCUCAUCGCAGAACUCAGACCUUACCCGGCCACUCCAGAAGCGCAUGCAGACCCAUGUCUGACAGUCAGGAUGUGAGGGAGUGCGUUGAAACAGGGUGCGAACCAGCCUUCGGUGUGAAACUGUGUGUUCUUGUGAAGGUGCAGAAGACGGCUGGCUUGACCACGUGAAGACUUCUUUUCAGACUUCUGUACUCAAGUGUGGGUCAAGAAGCCUUAUACUGCCCUGUUGCUUCAUCACACAUUCUUUCUUGUCUUUUUUUUUUCGUAAUCUUGAGUCGUGCCACAGGAGCUAUGUUUGCCAACACAGAGACAGCCCAAGCAUGGAGUUUGAACUGACUUACCAGAUGGAAUUUUUCGGCUGAUUCAUGGAAAGUGAGACCGCAAGGCUUUUGUUUGAUAAUCUGGUCUGUUUUCAAAUACAGUGUUUAAAGAUUGUCAUUCUU
This is a messenger RNA of Hippocampus comes (tiger tail seahorse), 3045 nucleotides long. It is a transcript of the gene kirrel3b, whose product is annotated as kirre like nephrin family adhesion molecule 3b. Gene Ontology annotation, cellular component: plasma membrane; cell-cell junction. The transcript is spliced from 17 exons. Bases 334 to 2664 code for a protein of 776 amino acids. Gene Ontology annotation, biological process: cell-cell adhesion; synapse assembly. Gene Ontology annotation, molecular function: cell adhesion molecule binding. The record is from RefSeq and is a predicted model, not a curated record. NCBI's taxonomy places the organism in Eukaryota, Metazoa, Chordata, Actinopteri, Syngnathiformes, Syngnathidae.